This is a messenger RNA of Brassica oleracea var. oleracea, 1856 nucleotides long. Its product is annotated as probable serine/threonine-protein kinase At1g01540. The coding region runs from base 173 to 1531 and encodes 452 amino acids. The transcript is spliced from 7 exons. Gene Ontology annotation, molecular function: protein kinase activity; ATP binding. NCBI's taxonomy places the organism in Eukaryota, Viridiplantae, Streptophyta, Magnoliopsida, Brassicales, Brassicaceae. The record is from RefSeq and is a predicted model, not a curated record. Gene Ontology annotation, biological process: protein phosphorylation.
UUUUUUUUUUAAUUCUCGUUGGUUUGUGCUCUCGACUCUCCUUGUUAUCGAUUCAACACUCGACAACAAGCAUAGAUUCAGACCGGAGUUUGUCGGACUUAAUUCGCCGGGAAGUUUGGGUCUUUCCCCGGCAAGAAAUGCGAGUGAAAGUAAAAGAAAAAGUAGAGUUAGGAUGUCGAUGUACGAUGCUGCUUUCCUCAACACAGAGCUUUCGAAACCGACGUCCAUCUUCGGCCUCCGGCUAUGGGUCGUUAUCGGAAUCUUGCUCGGAUCUCUAAUCGUCAUCGCUCUCUUCCUUCUCUCCCUCUGCCUAACCUCUCGCCGCAAAAAUCGAAAGCCGAGAGCCGAUUUCGCUUCCAAGGAGAUAAAAGAGAUCGUUCAGGCGCCGGCGCCGGGGGAGAUCCAGGUGGAUAUAGGGAAGACGGAGCACAGAGUGGUGUUCUCAGGUCGGGUGUCGAGUGGAGAGAGUAGAGGAACUGCGAGUGCCAGCGAGACGGCGUCGUUUUCGGGGAGCGGAAACGUUGGACCAGAGGUGUCGCAUCUCGGGUGGGGACGGUGGUAUACUCUGAGGGAGCUUGAGGCAGCCACGAAUGGGCUCUGUGAAGAGAAUGUGAUCGGAGAAGGUGGCUACGGGAUUGUGUAUCGUGGGGUUUUGACUGAUGGUACUAAAGUCGCCGUCAAGAACUUGCUUAAUAACAGAGGACAGGCAGAGAAGGAAUUCAAAGUAGAAGUGGAAGUGAUUGGUCGUGUACGACACAAGAAUCUCGUUAGGCUUUUAGGUUAUUGCGUUGAAGGUGCUUACAGGAUGCUGGUGUAUGACUUUGUGGAUAAUGGCAAUUUGGAGCAAUGGAUUCACGGUGAUGUUGGCGAUGUUAGCCCUCUUUCUUGGGAUAUCCGCAUCAACAUUAUACUCGGGAUGGCUAAAGGAUUGGCGUACCUACACGAGGGUCUUGAACCAAAAGUGGUUCAUCGGGAUAUAAAAUCGAGCAAUAUAUUGCUUGAUCGCCAAUGGAAUGCUAAGGUUUCGGAUUUUGGACUUGCUAAGCUCUUGGGUUCCGACAGCAGUUAUGUGACCACCCGUGUCAUGGGAACCUUCGGUUAUGUAGCACCGGAGUAUGCAUGCACCGGGAUGUUAAACGAGAAGAGUGACAUCUAUAGCUUUGGAAUAUUAAUCAUGGAGAUCAUCACUGGAAGAAACCCUGUUGAUUAUAGUCUCCCUCAAGGAGAGACGAAUCUAGUGGAGUGGCUGAAAACAAUGGUAGGAAACCGAAGAUCAGAAGAAGUAGUUGAUCCCAAAAUAGCCGAACCACCAUCCUCAAAGGCUCUUAAACGUGUGCUGCUCGUUGCUUUGCGUUGUGUGGAUCCUGAUGCAAACAAGAGACCUAAAAUGGGACAUAUCAUACAUAUGCUUGAAGCUGAAGACUCACUCUUUCGUGAUGAACGCCGUACAACGAGGGACCAUGGAAGCCGCGAUAAGCUAGAGACAACGGCUAGUGAAAGCGGCGAGGGCAUCAUCAGCAUCAUAAGAUGAAAAAAAAUAGUCACUCAAGUGAUUUUGCUUCUCACACGACCAUUCUAUUUGCAUUGAUUCUUAUUAUUAUUGUGUCAAUUACAUAGUAUUUUCGUUCUUGGGCGCUCUCGAGUCUUUGCCUUUGCGUUUUUUACGUUUUCCCACAAAGAUCAUUAAAAUCCCUAAUGGGUAGUACAAGUGAUUCUCGAAGCCCAAUUCCCUACAUUAAUCCUACUACGCUACCCAAGAGCCAUGUACAAGAGGUAAAAACACGUGUAACUAUCAACCACUUUGGAGAUUGUCGACGUGUGUUGAUACCCUUCGGUGUAUAUUGGAGAUUGUCCAU